UUCGUACUUGUUCCUAUCGUCAGUCCCUCUCUGUCUGUCUCUCUCCCUCUCCCUCUCUCUCUCUCUUUCGUGUGCCUAGCCAGACGUUCCCUCUCAUCCUCAGGUCGCGAAUCAUUUGCGUGCGUAUAGUUGAUCAACCCGUCGCCGCCCAUCGCAGCGACAGAUCAUCACUCCAACAAACGUAAUCGACCCCGGCAUCGCUUCGAUCCCCGCCCUGCAUCUUGCGUCCGACGGUCAAUGGAUCUGCUCGACCGCUAGCUAUUGUGUCACUCGAGUGCUGCGGGGUUUCCGCACACUGAGGCACUGUAAAGGGGACGACGGCCUCCUCCCACCAUGUCCACCGAAGCACCCGAGCCGCCGCCGUCCCCGACUACCUCAAAAGAACGGUAUGCGACGACGACGACCUCGAAAUCUUCUUAUAACUCCUCACCCCCUCCCAAACCCUUCUCUAGCCUUGCUGUGAGGUGUGCGAACCUUCCAAACUCCUCCGUCAAUGCCAUCUGUGGUGCUGCGGCCGGUAUCGCUUCUGGCAUCGUGACCUGCCCGCUCGACGUCAUCAAGACUCGGCUUCAAGCUCAGGGAGCAUUCCGGCCCCGAAACCAUGGAAGACCUACCCGCGCAGUAUAUCGAGGCCUCGCGGGGACUGCGCGUGUGAUAUGGACAGAAGAUGGCGUCAAAGGUUUAUACAGAGGUCUCGGCCCGAUGUUACUCGGAUACAUUCCGACAUGGGCCGUCUACAUGAGCGUGUAUGAUUACUCUAAGGAUUUUUUCUACACGCAAAUAGACAACAAGUGGCUAUCUCGCAUAUCCGCGUCUAUCACGGCCGGCGCAUGCUCGACGCUAGCAACUAAUCCGAUAUGGGUCAUCAAAACUCGACUUAUGUCCCAAGUGAGCUCCCACACAGCAGAAGAGUAUCGACCGCCAUGGCAAUACAAGGGAACUUUCGACGCAUUCCGCAAAAUGUACAGAAUGGAGGGUAUCGGCGCAUUCUACUCUGGCUUGGCCCCAGCGUUACUUGGUCUUACGCACGUUGCCAUACAAUUCCCGCUCUAUGAAUACUUCAAGAUGAGGUUCACAGGAUUAGAAAUGGGUCAAGCGACGAAUACUGAUGAAGAGGUUCACUGGGUGGGUGUGUUAUCGGCCACGAUUCUAAGCAAAAUUUGCGCAACGUCCGCCACUUAUCCCCAUGAGGUUCUUCGUACCCGUCUUCAGACACAACAACGGUCACUGCCAUCAAGCUCCCACAACGAGAUAUCAUUUCGAGGCGGCCUUCAGGGAGUCGGACAUCAUACUCGUCCGCCAGGGACGGCGUCAUCGGAUGGCAUGGUUAAUAUCCCCAGAUACCGUGGCGUCUUAAAGACAUGCACGACAAUUCUGCAUGAAGAAGGCUGGAGAGCAUUCUACAGCGGCAUGGGAACGAACAUGGUCCGGGCUGUCCCUGCAGCGGUCACAACCAUGCUGACAUAUGAAUCGCUCCGCUCCUGGCAGCAGAGAUUGAAACACGAAAAUGAAGCACUAGAGCACCAGCGUGGUCGUUGAUCUUAUAAUGUCUCCUUACUUUCACUGUUCGGACUUUAAGGCUGCUGAGAGCCUCCGAUAGGCGUUGUCGAUGUUUCCGGGAGCGUGAUAUCCCUAAGUGAGCAUCUGGGUUCUUUUUCAUCUUCUCUGUAUAUGAUAUGUGCAUCAUCUCGACGAGGAGGAUACGUCAAAGCAAUGGAGUUUUCGGUGUCUCUUUUUGGGGGGGUUUGCUAAACUCGGCUUUCCGAAGUUGGCAGAGUCAUGUAAAUGACAAGAAGAAAUAUAUCUUCGUGGAAGGGUGUAUCAUAAUCCAAUGCUAUAUCAUCGUAUUGGCAAGGCACAACAUCAUAGCCUCGCCUCUGAUAGUCGCAUUGAGCCAUGUUCUACAGUCAUGAAAUCACUCGGUUUCCUAGAUUUUAGUAUUCAUGUUUAUUAAUGCCUCAUUGAAUCGCGACUGAUCAUACCAAUUACGUUG
Aaosphaeria arxii CBS 175.79 is the source of this 1993-nucleotide messenger RNA. RefSeq names its product mitochondrial folate transporter-like protein/carrier. Bases 334 to 1539 code for a protein of 401 amino acids. Lineage: Eukaryota; Fungi; Ascomycota; Dothideomycetes; Pleosporales. Gene Ontology annotation, molecular function: pyrimidine nucleotide transmembrane transporter activity. The transcript is spliced from 3 exons. Gene Ontology annotation, cellular component: mitochondrion. Gene Ontology annotation, biological process: pyrimidine nucleotide import into mitochondrion. The record is from RefSeq and is a predicted model, not a curated record.